AUGGACGAGCCCAACCAGCCGAUCAAAAUAGAGUCCCUCAAGGUGAAAGUUGACUUCCUGAAGGUGCCCCUCGGCCUGAAGAAGCCCACUCUGAAGGAGGCAGCGGCUGCCUUGGCAGCCGUCCCAGGGCCUGGGAGACCCAAGUCCAUCAACGUGGACCGCUACAAGGCUCGGCGUUCUGACAACAUGGACAACGAGUCGCAGUACUCGGGGUACUCCUACAAGUCGGGUCACUCGCGCAGCUCCCGGAAGCACAGAGAUCGGCGGGAGCGGCACCGCUCCAAAAGCCGAGAUGGGAGCCGAGGGGACAAGUCGGUGACCAUCCAGGCCCCUGGGGAGCCUUUGCUGGACAACGAGUCGACUCGAAACAGCAGAAAGGAUGACAACUGGGGGGAGACCACCACGGUGGUGACAGGCACGUCGGAGCACAGUAUCUCCCACGAUGACAUCACACGCAUCACGAAGGACAUGGAGGACAGCGCCCACUUGGACUGCUCACGGCACCUGGGCGUCUCCCUGGGCGGGGCCUUGGCCCUCCUCUCCUUCCUCACCCCCUUGGCCUUCAUGCUCCUGCCCCAGCUGCUGUGGGGAGAGAAACUGGAGCCCUGCGGGACACCUUGCGAGGGACUCUUCAUCUCGGUGGCCUUCAAGCUCCUUAUCCUCCUCUUGGGCAGCUGGGCCCUCUUCUUCCGCCGCCCCAAGGCCUUCUUCCCGCGCAUCUUUGUCUUCCGGGCCUUGCUCAUGGUGCUGGUUUUCCUCCUGGUGGUCUCUUACUGGCUCUUCUAUGGCGUCCGCAUCCUGGACUCGCGCGACACCAACUACCAGGGCAUUGUGCAGUACGCCGUCUCCCUCGUGGACGCCCUCCUCUUCGUCCACUACCUGGCUGUGGUUCUUCUCGAGCUGCGGCAGCUCCAGCCCCACUUCACCCUCAAGGUGGUGCGCUCGACCGAUGGGGCCAGUCGGUUUUAUAAUGUCGGCCAUCUCAGCAUCCAGCGAGUUGCCGUGUGGAUCCUUGAAAAUUACUACCAUGACUUUCCGGUUUACAACCCUGCCCUCCUUAACUUGCCAAAGUCAGUUCUGUCCAAGAAAAUGUCUGGGUUCAAGGUGUACUCACUUGGAGAAGAAAACACGACCAACAACUCAACGAGCCAGUCGCGGGCCGUCAUUGCCGCAGCUGCCCGGAGGCUAGUGGUGGCUGUAGAAGAGGCCUUCACGCACAUCAAACGGCUCCAGGAGGAGGAUCAGAAAAACCCGCGGGAGAUCAUGGACCCGCGAGAGGCAGCCCAGGCUAUCUUCGCCUCCAUGGCCCGGGCCAUGCAGAAAUACUUGCGCACCACCAAGCAGCAGCCCUACCACACGAUGGAGAGCAUCCUGCAACACUUGGAGUUCUGCAUCACCCAUGACAUGACGCCCAAGGCAUUCCUUGAACGUUACCUGACUGCUGGGCCUACCAUCCAGUACCACAAAGACCGCUGGCUCGCGAAGCAGUGGACUCUGGUCAGCGAGGAGCCAGUGACCAACGGCCUGAAGGACGGGGUGGUCUUUGUCCUCAAGCGCCACGACUUCAGCCUGGUGGUGAGCACCAAAAAGAUCCCUUUCUUCAAGCUCUCGGAAGAGUUUGUGGACCCCAAAUCGCACAAGUUCGUGAUGCGGCUUCAGUCGGAGACUUCGGUGUGAACUGAAACCGGGGCGAUGGGCUUGAAGGCCUGGGAAUGACCUUCUGUGACAGGGGAGCAGCCAGGUGCACAACAGCUUCCUCUUUUGCUCUCGCUGGAAGAGGGCCAUCCAGUCGGUCGAAAGCCCUCUUGGCGAAGGCGUUUUACAUCUACUGCCUCUCUGCGUCUUCUGAUGCCGACAUCAACCACUCCUUUCCCUCCAGAAGUUCUUCACGGUCGCUGAGUGAGGGGGGGGGGACACAGGAGACGGAGGGCGACCUAUUCCUGCCCCUCCCCGUUUCCAUUCUCUCCAAUCCCAGUUGUGCUUGUAGCAAGCCCUAGAAGGUGCACAGAUGCGAAGGAUGGCACAAUUUCUCCCCUCCUCCCCCCAAGACACAACUGAAAGUGCGGUGCCAAAUUUUAAGGGCUAAUUCCGUUCACUGUUUUCACCAGCAUCUCCGAACGCAGUUGGGUCUGAGGAAAUUUCUUGAAUGUUUUUUUUUAAAGAGUAAAAACAGCAACCAACUAACCUCACUGCUCUGGCCUUUGAAACAUCGACCUGAUUCUGUCGUCGGUAUCUCUCUGUCUCCGAGCUGUGGCUUGAACUCUCACAAGACUUGGCGGAACAUCAUGGAAGAAAGCGCCUCCUAAGCCAGGUGGUCAUGGCUGCUAUUUUUCAUCUCCCGUCCCCUAUGUGCGCACGUGGAGGAUGAACCCAGCUGGCCCCUCAUGGUUGUUUGCAGUUCCGGUACAGAAACAUCCCGUUUCACUUUCCUCUGCUGUU
Molecule: messenger RNA, 2439 nt
Organism: Gekko japonicus
Lineage: Eukaryota; Metazoa; Chordata; Lepidosauria; Squamata; Gekkonidae
Gene: VANGL2
Product: VANGL planar cell polarity protein 2
Exons: 8
Coding region: 1-1677 (558 amino acids)
Biological process (GO): establishment of planar polarity; multicellular organism development; Wnt signaling pathway, planar cell polarity pathway
Cellular component (GO): plasma membrane
Source: RefSeq, a predicted model, not a curated record